Messenger RNA from Nerophis lumbriciformis (worm pipefish), 3245 nucleotides. Its product is annotated as LHFPL tetraspan subfamily member 2a protein-like. Gene Ontology annotation, cellular component: membrane. The record is from RefSeq and is a predicted model, not a curated record. Lineage: Eukaryota; Metazoa; Chordata; Actinopteri; Syngnathiformes; Syngnathidae.
UAAAAAUGUUAAAUUGUCUGGUAGUUUAAAAAGGAAAAUGUUCCCAACGAAUAAAAGUGCUUCCUGAAAGACAAGCGAGAGGAGAUUUCGCUAAUAUUCUUACAUGACGACACCAGUCACGUGAUACCUGCCAUCCAAUUGGAAACGAGUUGUUGCUGCCUUGGACUGGAAGUGACACAGGUGGUGCAGCUCCAAAGGGACCAAAGAGUGAAGGGUGCGGGUGGUGUGACGUCAUCAGGCUGCCCGAGGAAGAAGAGGAGGAGGAAGAGGAGGAAGGUUGGUUUAGUUUCGAGGAGGGACGCAAGUCUUGUACUGAAUUAAGCUGAGCCACACUGGAAAACCAAAGCUAGGUUUUUAAAGGAAAACAGCAAGAAAACACUUCCUUUUCAUCACUUUUUGUUCUUUUUUUUUAAGAGAAGACAAGCUUGUAGAAACAUCUACUUUGUGUCUCAGGUGUUCCUGAAUGCACCAUGGAGGCGGGAAGUUGCUUCGGUGGAUGGUAGGGAGCACCACAAGUGGACGUCAACUGAAAGACCAAAGAAGAAAGGCGUGUGUGAGAGAAUGUGUCAAGUCAUUGUAACUUGCCGCUCCAUGCUGUGGACCCUGCUCAGCAUCCUCGUGGCCUUCGCUGAGCUCGUUGCCUUCAUGAGCCCCGACUGGUUGCUGGGAUCCCCGCGCUCGAAUUCCAGCGUGAGCCAUGCAGGGGUGGACUCUGGGGAGUACCGGCCCUCCCUCGGCCUCUACAGCCGCUGCCUUCGCCUGGCCACCCGGGGUGGAGGUGUUAGCUGCGGACCCUACGCCGGAUCUUUCUUAGAGGUGGCCAGUGGCUUCUGGCAGGCGGCCAUGUUGUUUCUGGCCGGCGGGACGCUAGUGCUCGGGGUGGUGGCCUGCAUCUCCAUCUUCAGUCUUUGCUUCCAGAGCAUCUUAAGGAAAAGCAUUUUCAACAUAUGCGGCGUGAUGCAGGCGAUCGCUGGCCUCUUGCUCAUGGUGGGUCUCAUGCUCUACCCUGCCGGUUGGGGUUCCGAGAAGGUGAUGAGUUACUGCGGGCCCGAGGCCUCCCCCUUCAUGCCGGCCCUGUGCUCGCUGGGCUGGGCUUUUUACGCCGCCAUCGGGGGGACCCUGGCAGUCUUCCUGUGCGCUGUUUUGUCCGCCCAGGCAGAGAUCGCCACCUCCAGCGAUAAGGUCCAGGAGGAAAUAGAAGAGGGGAGGAGUCUCAUCUGCCUCCUGUGAGCACUAGGAGUGGACGGACUGUGGACCUUUGGUAUUUUGGAGGUAUUCUUUCCUGAUAGAUUUAUUGUAGAAAAAGACUGUUUGAAUAUUGGUUCUCAUGCUUUGUUGACAUUGUUUAGUGCAUACACUUAGAUCCUCUCGAAGAGCUGCAUAGACACAUUCUUCUUAUACAAAAAAUAGGCAGCAAACAUCUUUUGGAUGCAUUGUCAUUUUUCGGUAACACUUUAGUAUGGGGAACACACAUUCACCAUUAAUUAGUUCCUUAUUAACAUAUUGGCUCUUAAUAAGUCAUUAUUAAGUACUUAUUAAUGCCUUAUUCUGCAUGGCCUUAUUAUACAACCAGUAAGCCAUUAACUAAGAGUCUUCCCUCAAUAACCUCAGAAUUAUUGCUUAUUAGUAACCCAAACCCUAACCCUACCCCUAACCCUAACCCUUAUAUGUUCACCUCGUGUCCUAAUAACUCUAAAUUAACUCUUUGUUACUUUGAUAAGCAACUAAUUAAUGGUGAAUAUGUUCCCCAUACUAAAGUGUUACCAAAUUUAGUUAAUCGAUAUUGGCUCUUAAUUAGUCAUUAUUAAGUACUUAUUAAUGCCUUAUUCUGCAUGGCCUUUUUAUACAACCUUUUAAGCCAUUAACUAAGAGUCUUCCCUCAAUAACCUCAAAAUUAUUGCUUACUAGUAACCCUAACCUUAACCCUUAUAUGUUCCCCUAGUGUCCAAAUAACUCUAAAUUAAGUCUUUGUUACUUUAAUAAGCAACUAAUUAAUGGUGAAUAUGUUCCCCAUACUACUGUUACCCAUUUUUCUUGUCUUUAUCCCUCCCCCCUAAAAAACAUUAUUAUUGCCGCUGAAAAGAAAAAUCCUCACAAAAUUAGGAGAUAAGUAUUUUUAAAAAACACACGUAGGGUGUAGUUGCCCCUUCCUACUGGUGAACUGCAGUAUCUACAAAAUAUAUACCUAAGUAUAAAUGCUGUAAUUCCAGAUGGGACGCUUAUUUGCUUAAACCGUAUCCCCUAAAAUAAAAAGAGGCUAUUAUUAUUUCUGAAAUGUGAAACUUCAUUAUGUAUAACAAGUUAAUUCUGUAAAACUCUAAUAAUAAUGUGUAAUUUGAAAAGGGGAAAGAAAUUCUAGCGGUCUUUUUGACCACAUGGUCUUUUAUUUAGCAACAGAAUCAAUGUUGUCAUGGAGAUAAAUAACAAACUGCACAGUCAGCAUUAAAUACCACUUUAAUAGUAAACAAAACAUUACGACAAGAGUUUUGACCCAUCACCAACAGCUGACAAACACACCUGCUCAUGAUAUUUAAAAGGCAGCUACUGUCAUAUUCUGGAGUUAAUAAAAAUAAUAACAAUAAAAAAACUACAGCCCUCAGCUGUUGAUGGUAAUGUUGUCUGUUCUGUAGAGCGUAGACCACACACUCGGCGACUAUAGUAAACGUGGCAAUUAAAUUGAAUUGAGGUAUUGAUUAUAGCAUUUAUAGUGUAUGAACAGUGUGUUCAAAUAUGUUUAUUAGUGUGGUUGGAGUUUGCAGUUGUGCAUGAGAAAAGGUAGCAUUGUUGUUAUUGUAUGGCAGCAUUUUUUUUAAUAUGUCUUGUGUGAAUAAUCAUACACUAAAAUGGAUGGAUGGAUGGAUGUGCUGGUCUAAGUUUUGGCCAGGGAGUAAACACGAGUGCACAACUUUCAGUAAAAACACAGAACAGAUUGGUAUUAUUUUUAUGGUUCAGCUGCAAAGCAGUAAAUAUCUCCACAUGGUCACUAGUUGUGGUCUUUAUAGCCGUAUUGUUACCAACUGAUAAGUCUCCUUCCUUUGUGUGACCUUUUGUUAUACGGUUGUAGCGCUGAUUGCGGAAUGUUCAUUAAAAUAAUGCAUUGUCUGAUUGCCAAAAAGUCCAAUGCUAAACUAGAAGUGUGUUUUCUAAUUGUUUUUCUUCAUCGUAGAAGGCGAGGUGUGCAAUAAUGAAUUUUUUGUGAAAGUUUUUUUUUGCAUUGUGAAUGGAGUGCAGAAGGGAAUUACAGU